Messenger RNA from Schistosoma mattheei, 1073 nucleotides. The record is from the annotation of a GenBank genome assembly. Lineage: Eukaryota; Metazoa; Platyhelminthes; Trematoda; Strigeidida; Schistosomatidae.
UGUUCAUCGAAACAAUUAUCAUCGUUAUUUUAACAAGUGAUACAGAGAAACAACAGAUACUGAAUAAAAAUGUGGUUACAUAUAAAGUGUGACAAAUUAGAGAGAAAAUAUGGUCUUCAUUUUGUCUUUUUAAAAAAUCACUGAAUAUACGUCACCAUAGAGCUGCAAAGUGAUUAAAGUAUUGUGAAGACGUUACACUAAUUCACUUUAUAGAAAUCCGUCCUCAAAAACAUCGAGGCUACAUGAUAGCAUGCUAAAUAGUUAUAUGUAAUCUACGCGCUAAUUUCCUAACUGACGUAACUGUAACAUUAGCAAUACGGCUAGAUAAUCGAAUCUUUAUGUCAUGUAAAGGCUAAAAUCUACGAGUUCCGAAUUUUUCAUGAUAUACUUCUUUAAUAAUCUUUAUCUCAAUCAUAAACACGCUGAAAAUGGCCGCAUGUGUGGUAGUAAUUUCCGAUACUAACCAAUUGCUUUACUUGAGAACUGCCGAGUGUCCUGAUCCUUUGUUCUACCACUUUAAAGCACAUUCUGCUUUGGAUGUUAUCGAAGACAAAUUAUCCAAACGUACAACUUCUGGUGGUAAUCACGAUCAACUAGAACAAUACCUGGGACUCCUAUAUCCAAUGGAGGACCACAGAAUUUAUGGUUAUGUGACUAAUACAAAGAUCAAAUUUAUCAUGAUUUUUGAGUCACAUGUUUUGUCUUCUCAAUCAACCCAAUCCAAUGUAUCAGUUCAUCAAACACAUCUUCGAGAUGUUGAUGUUCGAGCAAUGUUUCAACGUUUGCAUACCGCUUAUAUUGCUUUGGUGUGUUCACCAUUUUAUAAGCCGGGAACACCUAUUCAACCAGAUAAAUUAUCAGCUGCAUAUCGAUUUGAUCAAUGUAUUUCUUCACUUUUAGCUACAAAUGCUAGUUCUGGUUAUUGUUCUACAUUUACUAAUCUAAUCGAUGAAAGCAAAACAUCUACUGGUGAUAGUAUAACAACAACAAAUAUAAUGUCUCCUAAAGCCUAAUAUUCAUCUGUAUAAUUUUUUACUUUACUUAAUAUAACUUGAAUUUUGUACUGUGAUGUG